ACACAACUCACCUCUAGAUUGUGGACGUAAGAGUGAAAGUCGUAUUGUGGGUGGAAACACAGUGACCUCUAAGGGGGUGUGGCCAUGGCAGGUUAGCCUGCAAAUUGCAAGAAGACAUUUGUGUGGAGGGUCUGUUAUCACGCCGUACUGGAUCCUCACAGCAGCUCACUGUGUUCAUGGGAAUUCAGAUCCAAGUGUAUGGACUGUGUACGCUGGAUAUCUGACUCUUCAGGAGAUGGCGUCCGCCUCUGGCAAUUCUGUACACCGAAUUGUUAUGCACCAAUUUGACCCGAAAUCCAAUAACAAUGACAUUGCUCUGAUGAAGCUUAAGAGUCCACUAAUGAUUACAUCAAGCGUCAGGCCAGUGUGUUUACCCAAUCCGGGCAUGUACUUCUCUGCUCCGAGAGAGUGUUACAUUACAGGAUGGGGGGCACUGUAUAGUGGAGGACCUGCUCCAGAAACUCUCCAAGAAGCCAAAAUCGAGCUGAUUGAUAGUACAACCUGUAACAGCCGACCAGUGUAUAAUGGACAAAUCACAGACAACAUGAUCUGUGCUGGCAAGCUGGCAGGUGGCGUGGACUCCUGUCAGGGGGACAGUGGGGGUCCUCUGGUCAUACAAGAGAAUUCUCUAUGGUGGCUGAUUGGGGACACUAGCUGGGGUGAUGGAUGUGCUUUCAGAAAUAAGCCCGGAGUCUACGGAAAUGUGACCUACUUCCUUGACUGGAUAUAUGAACAAAUGCAGAAAUAUUAGUAUAAUAAUAUAUAUUUGGAAGAGCAACUGUUCCAAACUACUGUCACUCUGGGAUUCUAAAAGAGGAUUUUUAAUGUCACCAGAGAUUUUCUUUGGUGCUCUUUCUUGUUUAUUUUUAUUUAUUUUCUUCAUGAACAUAAAUCUAAAAUAACCAAGGAUUUAUUUUUUACUAGUACCAUUCAUUUUUGUGAAUUGCACAGUUUUCUACAAUAUGCACCUUUUCAAUAUGCAUGUAUAUUUUGUAUUAAGAACACGAUUGUACAAAUGAUUUAAUAAAAACCUAGAACCGACA
Messenger RNA from Xyrauchen texanus (razorback sucker), 1043 nucleotides. RefSeq names its product transmembrane protease serine 2-like. Bases 236 to 751 code for a protein of 171 amino acids. The record is from RefSeq and is a predicted model, not a curated record. Lineage: Eukaryota; Metazoa; Chordata; Actinopteri; Cypriniformes; Catostomidae. The transcript is spliced from 6 exons. Gene Ontology annotation, molecular function: serine-type endopeptidase activity. Gene Ontology annotation, biological process: proteolysis.